GGAUCCACGCGGCAUUGAUGAUUGCACCCAAACUGCUCGACAAAAAGCGUGAGCCAAACUAUCAUUUUACAACCCCUCUCUCUCUCUCUCUCUCCCCCAAUCUCCGGUCGGCUUCCAGCAGCAGCAGCUCCACCACCACCACCAACAGUACACGACGACCCAACACAGUGAUCGGGGCCUUUUUAAAGUGAAUUUUCCUUUUGUUGUCUUCUCAAUUACUUCAGGAACAGAGAAUCCGCUUUACCCAUUUCCACUCCCCGCUUCUUUCGGCUUUUUUUCUUCCUCGAAGGGCGUCGAGUGAGGUCGUGGUCGUUCUUGUGAUCCGCGCUCGCCCGCCCGCUCGGCCGCCCGCGCGCGCGCACGGGGAGAAACCCGGGAUCGGAACGAGCGGGGGUGAAUAUAAUAUAACCCCCCAACCCCCGCGGAGGGUCCAUGCUGGUUGGUGGUGGGAUGUGGGGUUUCCCUUUCCUGAGUUGUAAAGACCCACUCUUGUUUUGGUUGCCCUCCUGACGACCACAAUCGACGCAGCGAGAGAAGAGAGAGACAGAGACAGAGACGGAGACAGAGACAGAGACAGAGAGGGGUAGGCGCUUGUGUGGCAUGGCAUGUCUGUUGGUUUUUGCUUCGGUGAGAGGGAAGCAAUAAUUACAGGGUCACUUUCUAUGUCUCUCCCUCUCUCUCUCUCUCUCUAGCCUCGAAGCUGAGGUGGGUUUGACUCGUUGUUGAUCUGGGGAGGAGGGGUUGGGGUAGUUCCUCUCAUGCUUGGGUGAUGGCUCCUGCCGGCAAGGUCUAUGGGUUCCAUCGAGAAGGCAAUGACUGGUUUUGCAGUGCGGCUUUGCCAAGUGACAUCACAAUUAUCGUGGAAAGCAUCAACUUUCAUCUUCACAAGUUCCCUCUCGUAUCGAAAUGCGGGAAGAUAGCAGAUAAAUGUGAAGAAUCCCCGAGCAGUGAAGGCAGGACUUUCACAUUAGAGCUGGAUGAUUUUCCUGGUGGCCCCGAUUCUUUUCUUGUCGCUGCCAAGUUUUGUUAUGGUGUUCGUGUGGAAUUAACUCCUAGGAACAUUGUGACAGUCUACUGUGCAGCAGACUUUCUCGAAAUGACAGAUGAAUAUGGAGAAGGUAACUUGCUUUCCAAGUCAGAAAGUUAUUUCCACAAGAAUGUGCUUCGUAACUGGAAAGAUUGUAUACUGGCUCUCCAAAGUUCCGAAGCUGUCACAAGUUAUGCUGAGAAACUUCAGAUAGUUAGCAAAUGCUUGAACGCACUGUCCAUGAUGGUUUGUACCGACCCAAGCUUGUUUGGAUGGCCCAUGAUGAUGUAUGGAAGCUUACAAAGCCCCGGUGGCAGCAUUUUAUGGAAUGGAAUAAACACAGGAGCAAGAAUUCGAAGUUCAGAAUCUGACUGGUGGUUUGAAGACAUAUCAUAUCUAAGUGUUGGGGUGUUUGAGAGGCUUAUUAGGACAAUGGAAUCAAGAGGUGUUAGGUCCGAGAAUCUUGCUGGUGCUAUUAUGCAUUAUGCUAGAAAAUAUCUGCCUGGUCUGGGCAGAUGGCAAGGAGUGCAAAGUGGCAAAACCAGAACAGUUGCUAGUUUUAGCUUAACGCCUGUCAUUGUCGAUCAAAGGGUUCUACUUGAAAGCAUUGUUAAUCUUCUCCCUGAUAAGAAGGGGAGAUCUUUUUGUCGCUUCUUGUUGGGGCUCCUUCGGGUUACGUUCAUCUUGGAUGUCAAUUCUACGUGCAGAGAUGCAUUGGAGAGGAGAAUAGGGAUGCAAUUGGAGUUGGCUACCCUAGACAGUCUUCUGAUACCUACAUACUCGGAUUCCGACACUUUGUAUGACAGUGACUGUAUCGAGCGGAUUGUCCAUUAUUUUGUUUCUCUUGAGUCAAAGGCCUCACCAUUUUCUCCUGCAUCAUUUGAGCUGGAAACAUCUCCCUCUGCUGGACCAUUAACCAAAGUCGCAAAGUUGAUAGAUGCUUAUAUUGCUGAAGUAGCUUCUGAUGUAAAUCUGAAGCCUCGUAAAAUUUGUUCUCUUGCUGAAGCUCUUCCCGAUACUUCAAGAGUCUUGCAUGAUGGACUAUAUAGAGCUGUGGAUAUCUAUCUCAAGGCACAUCCGUGGCUCUCAGACAAGGACAAGGAAGAACUUUGCAAUGUCAUCGAUUACCAAAGACUGUCCAUUGAUGCCUGUGCUCAUGCUUCCCAAAACGAAAGGCUGCCACUGAGAGUCGUUCUACAAGUUUUGUUCUUUGAGCAGAUGCAACUGCGAACAGCUUUAGCUGGUUGCCUUAAUGUCUUAGAUACUGAAAGUGCAGCAGCAGGUCCAGUGUACGCUCCAAGCAACAUGGCUGGACAAAUUGUGCAGAGAGAUGGAUGGGUGGCAGUAGUGCGUGAGAACCAGGUUCUCAAAGUCGAUAUGGAGAAGAUGAGGUCUAGGGUGGGGGAACUUGAAGAAGAAUUCAGCAAAAUAAAACAAGAGAUGAGAAAGGUGGCCAAAUCACAUAGCUCUCUUAGUUCACCUCGCUUGGUUGCCAGGAAAAUCGGUUGCAAGCUUCUUCCACGACCUUCGGACGCUCAACCAGAUCAUGCUGAAAGCAGUGGCCCCACUGCAAGAAAGUCGGUUGAGCAAGCACAGCCUUCUCGUCAUUUUAGACACCGAAAGAGUUCAUCCUUAGUCUGAAAAUUGAUCUGGAAAAGGUUUUGGUCUUUUCUGAUACCGAAUAUGGAUAUUGAUCUUGGAAGACAGUAUGAGGAGGAGCCACAGUCAAGAUUGGAGGCUUCUGGAGGCUCCUCCUCAUACUAUCUUUUUCCUUGGCUUUAUUUUCUAGUCAUUUUUACAGGAAUGGAUAGAAGAUGAUACUUAAAUUAGUAGAUGACCCCCAACUCCAGCAUACAUGUAAUGCCUAGUUUCAAAGAUGUAGACGCAGGGUGGUCACUGAUAAGCUCGAGGCAGUUCUCACAAUUGAGCAUAAAUGUAUAAGCUUUGUUGUCCAGUCAUGGUGGAUAGGUGUAUCUCUUCGGUGCUUCUUUUUGCACCUUCUGUAAUCAUGGUGUCAUACAUGUACAGUUCAUGUACGGAUUUAUAGAUUGUGAACAGAGUUUCAAGAUCGGACAUUAUAUAUACAAACUCCUGAGCAAUGUUGCACGCUUC
This is a messenger RNA of Eucalyptus grandis, 3139 nucleotides long. RefSeq names its product BTB/POZ domain-containing protein At3g44820. The record is from RefSeq and is a predicted model, not a curated record. Lineage: Eukaryota; Viridiplantae; Streptophyta; Magnoliopsida; Myrtales; Myrtaceae. The transcript is spliced from 4 exons. Bases 770 to 2668 code for a protein of 632 amino acids.